AUGGCUGAGGAAAGUUCCCCCUCCCCAUUAGAGCAGGACCUGGUUCUAGAACCAACUCAUCUCCUCAGUACAACCCAAUUACAGGACAUCAUUAAUCAAUCUGUCCAAGCAGCACUGACAUUAGCUGCCGCUUCCGGAUCAUCCCAAUCCACCCAUCCUCCUGUGACCGUACCCCUCGGCACAGAACCAACCACAAAGAAGGGAAAAUCUUCCUAUAAAAGGAAGAAUGUGGUGACGGUCUAUGACUCCCCGGCAGGGGAAGCUAAUAAUAUGCAACGAGCAGAUCCUUCCACGGACUGCCACCCCACGCAUCCUACAGAUCCCUUUCAACCUCUGAGCCUCAGAGAGUCAACAAAAAGGCACGGUUUAGCUAAAAGAGCCAAACCAGACUCAUACGUUUUAGAGUCGGACGAUGAUUCAUCCGCCGAGUCGGAUAAAUCAGAUGUCUCAGGAUCUGAUUACUAUGAGGAAGAGGAUGCGGGGGCUUCGGCAAUCCUCCCGGAUGCCAACCCUGACGAACAGGGCAAAGACGUGCUAGACGCCAUGGGGGAACCCCUAUUUAACCCAGACACUAUUUCCCAUCCUCGCUCUGGGGACUGGUCCCCUCUGCCCCACGUGUCCCAAUAUGUAGAACUCUGGGCACGCAAAACUUUAGAUAAAUCUAAUCGCAAUAAGCUUAGAGCGGAGUGCCCCCGCCCGCAUAUCCCCAUGAAGGCGGUUGUCACACCUACAGUGGACCCCAUUUUAAUGAAAUACCUGCUGAAAUCAGGCAAAAUGCCUAAGAAAGGAAUAGACCGAUCCUUUACAGGUAUCCAGGACCGCAUCCUGGACCUGUUCGGGCCUUUGACCAAAAUCCUGAACUUAGCGGAACAAUCCGCGACAACAGGCCAAGGGGUUGACCUAGCACAACUGCGCGGUUGGGCCCAAAGAGCCAUUUGCCUCACGGGCAAUGCCAACACCGCCUGUUCAGUUGAACGCAGGCGCUCUAUACUCAUGCGCCUCGACCCACAGCUAGCCCAUCUAGCGGAGUCCGAGCCGGGCCCCUCAGCAGGGGGCAUGCUUUUUGGCGAGUCCUUAAUAAAGGACAUUAAUAAAUUUGUCGAGUUUUUCCUCGGGCCGGCAGAUACAGGGGCCGCUCUGCCGGCCGAUACAAUUCGGGCAGACCUUUCCAGAGGUCUUCCGCUCAACCACACUAUACCCAGGCUCCCACCCACUAUACCACCACCGCGCAACCGGCACCAUUCUUCCCUCCCCGUGGGAGACCCUGGAGGGGACGCGGCCAGAGAGGAUACCCUCGUUCACGCCCGUAUUCCGGUGAGUACCACACCCAUUCCCUUUCCCCUCAUACCGGUGGGAGGUCGCCUAAUGUUUUUUACGCUCGCCUGGUCUGCGAUUACGGCAGACUCCUGGGUGCUGAAUACAGUAGCAGGUUUCCAAAUAGACCUUGUGUCCCCACCGACUCUGGGGGUAUCGCCACCCCCUAUCCAUUUUUCAGAAGAAAAUGUGACCCUCAUAGACUCCGAACUUCGGGAAUUGAUAGCCAAGCAUGCAGUCACCGAAGUCACCACCCCAUCCCCGGGUUUCUUCAGCAACCUCUUCCUAGUCAAGAAGAAGGGGGGGGGUUACCGCCCGGUCAUAAAUCUCCGGGACUUGAACCAACAUGUCGCCUAUCGACAUUUCAAAAUGGAAGGCAUCCACUGCCUCCGAGACCUACUCACCCCCGGAGACUGGUUAGUGAAGGUGGACCUAAAGGACGCCUACCUCACAGUCCCCAUGCACCCGGACUCCCAACAUCUCCUCCGUUUCAGAUGGUGGGGUCGCAUCUGGCAAUUUACGUGCCUACCGUUCGGCCUGUCCUCAGCCCCAUGGUGUUUCACCAAGCUGCUGAAACCGGUCGUGGCAGCGUUGAGGAGCAGGGGAGUGCGUCUGAUCAUUUAUCUAGACGACCUCCUCAUACUUACUCACUCCAAGACUAUGGCCUAUCGCCAUAUGAAUUGGACCAUCGACCUGUUACAAACCCUCGGCUUUAUUAUCAACCGAGAGAAAUCGGUUCUCGUCCCGGCUCAGGAGAUGGAAUUUCUGGGUUUCUCGAUAGACACCCACCUCGCCAUCCUUCGACUGCCCAGCGCAAAGCUGGCCCUAAUCCGGAAAGAGAUCAGGGCGGUUUUACGCAAAGGCUUCCUAUCCCUACGCAUCCUGGCACGCAUAGUGGGCCCUUUGGCUGCGUCCAUUCAAGCCAUCUUUCCAGCUCCCUUACAUUACCGAGCCCUUCAGAGGUUAAAAAUCCUACACCUGCGCCAGGGCCUUCGUUACGCAGACGAAGUGUCCCUAUCCCCAGAAGCUCGGGCCGAACUGCGCUGGUGGCUCCGUCACGCCACCGACUGGAACGGCCGGACGAUUUUCAACACACGGCCGGAUGUAGUCAUAGAAUCGGACGCGAGCCUACGGGGCUGGGGCGCCCGCUUGGGGUUGAGAUCCACGGGGGGGAUCUGGUCCAGGGAGGAAUCCCUGUUGCAUAUCAACGCUUUGGAACUCUCAGCGGCUCUCUUCGCCAUUCAGAGUUUCUUAGCAACACGGACCAAUUGUUGCGUACUAUUGCGCAUGGACAAUAUCGCGGCGGUUCAAUACAUCAACCGCCUGGGAGGUACCAGAUCCAAGAUUCUAGCGGACAUCUCCGCCGAGAUUUGGCACUUCUGUCUGUCUCGAGACAUCUCUCUUGUAGCAGAAUACAUUCCGGGGGUCUCCAAUACAAUAGCAGACUGGAACUCUCGAUAUCUGGUAGAUUCCAGCGACUGGGGUUUAGACUGUUCGGUCUUCACCCGAAUAGAAUUGCUCUGGGGCCCCUUGGGCAUAGACCUCUUCGCCUCUCGCCUCAACCACCAACUGCCCCGCUUCUUCAGUUGGAGACCGGACCCAGGGUCCUCAGCUGUGGACGCUUUCCGCCACUCUUGGACAGGAGGUACGCAUUAUGCGUUCCCCCCAUUCUCCAUGAUCCCCAGGGUCCUUCUACAGAUUACCAAUCAGGGAGCUACGGUGGUUCUGAUCACACCGUGGUGGCCAGCUCAACCUUGGUUUCCCCUGCUUUUGGACUCGAUCAUCGACCUUCCCAGACUUCUUCCCCGAUUCCCUCGUAUCCUGUCCCACCCAACCAAGGGCAUUCAUCCCCUGGUGGAGGAAGGUUAUUGA
This is a messenger RNA of Rana temporaria (common frog), 3186 nucleotides long. RefSeq lists its product as uncharacterized. The transcript is spliced from 3 exons. Bases 1 to 3186 code for a protein of 1061 amino acids. NCBI's taxonomy places the organism in Eukaryota, Metazoa, Chordata, Amphibia, Anura, Ranidae. The record is from RefSeq and is a predicted model, not a curated record.